Molecule: messenger RNA, 566 nt
Organism: Electrophorus electricus (electric eel)
Lineage: Eukaryota; Metazoa; Chordata; Actinopteri; Gymnotiformes; Gymnotidae
Source: RefSeq, a predicted model, not a curated record
GCAGCAGCACCUCCCCCAGGUCCAAGAGCCCUUUCAAGUGUACAGUGAAUGUAGAGACACGGUGGCACGGUAAAAUAAGAUGCAAACUAAUAAUGCAUGCUUAUUCGGGAGGACAAAAGAAAAUUUAAACCGGACUAUAGUCCGGUCUUCACUUCGAUCUACAGUUUUGCUACUGUUCUAAUAUAACGAAGGAAUCUACAAAUGUCUGCCUGCAAAAUAAUUCUCAUUCGCCAUGGGGAGAGUUGUUGGAACCAGGAGAAUCAUUUCUGCGGUUGGUUCGACUCUGACCUUAGCAAGACUGGGAUCCAGGAGGCAAGGAGAGAUGCCGGAUUUGAGCCUAAAUGAGCGUCAUUAUGGUAGUCUGACUGGGCUAAAUAAAGCAGAGACUGCAGCAAAGCACGGAGAGGCCCUGGUCAAGAUAUGGAGGCACUCCUAUGAUAUUCCCCCUCCUCCCAUGACUUUUAUAAUGUCAUUAGCAAGUCCUUCUGUAGGAUCGGCACUAUUCUGACCUGAGGACCAGCUACCUUGUGAAAGCCUGAAGGAAACUAUUGCCCAUACACUACCAU